Cutaneotrichosporon cavernicola is the source of this 600-nucleotide messenger RNA. RefSeq lists its product as uncharacterized. The record is from RefSeq and is a predicted model, not a curated record. Gene Ontology annotation, cellular component: SAGA complex; transcription factor TFIID complex. The transcript has 4 exons. Gene Ontology annotation, biological process: DNA-templated transcription initiation; RNA polymerase II preinitiation complex assembly. Gene Ontology annotation, molecular function: RNA polymerase II general transcription initiation factor activity; protein heterodimerization activity; transcription coactivator activity. The coding region runs from base 1 to 600 and encodes 199 amino acids. NCBI's taxonomy places the organism in Eukaryota, Fungi, Basidiomycota, Tremellomycetes, Trichosporonales, Trichosporonaceae.
AUGACAUCCACCUCAGCCCGACCAACUGUACCACGCGACGGGCGCCUGCUGGCCCUUAUCCUCGCGAGCAAGGGGAUCAGCGACGCCGACGACCGCGUCAUCCACCAGCUCCUCGACUUUGCGCAUCGUUACACCGCCGACGUCCUUGGCGCGGCGCAGCAGCUCGCGGACCAUGCUGGGCGGACGGGUGCACAGGCGAACCGUAUCGAGAAAGAGGAUGUCGAACUCGCCAUCCAAAUGCGCCGGCGGCACGAGUUCGUCGAGCAGCCUCCCCGGGAUUACCUUGCCAACCUCGCGCAUGAGCUCAACUCCGUUCCUUUACCCCCACUCCCCGAAUCGUUUGAGGUCGUGCGUCUGCCGCCCGCGUCGCAGAGGCUCACCGAGGUCACGUUCGACCUCGUGCCGACCGAUGCGGCGAUGGUGCUCAGUGACGACGGCAUGUCCGAGUCGGAGAGCGAGAGCGACAGCGACGCCGAUGGGGAGGAGGACGAGCCUGGGGUUCAGGACGCCGAGGGCGAAGACGACGAGAUGGAGGAGGUCGUUCCCGGUAGCGCGGCGCCUCAACGCGAAGUCGAGGUUGACGAGGACUAUGACGCGUAG